Mytilus trossulus (common blue mussel) is the source of this 18395-nucleotide messenger RNA. RefSeq names its product low-density lipoprotein receptor-related protein 1-like. Gene Ontology annotation, molecular function: calcium ion binding; low-density lipoprotein particle receptor activity; protein binding. Lineage: Eukaryota; Metazoa; Mollusca; Bivalvia; Mytilida; Mytilidae. The transcript has 82 exons. The record is from RefSeq and is a predicted model, not a curated record. Gene Ontology annotation, cellular component: signaling receptor complex; plasma membrane. The coding region runs from base 131 to 13261 and encodes 4376 amino acids.
UCCCCUCGCGAGAAGAAGCACAUGGUGUAAUCAAAUGUUUUUCUGUGAUUUUUACUAUAGUGAUUGGAUUUAUAAGUAGGAAACUUGUACUGGCAUAUAAAUAAAUCUUUUUAUUAACUCCCUCAGCAUUAUGAGGCGAGCUAUCCUUGACAUUCCACGGAUAUGCACCUGUUUAAUCGUUGCAGUUUUGCUUGUGUCAACGAGGGGUACAAAAAUUUCACUUAAUGGUAAAGAAAGAACAGUGCGAUCCGCAGAGAAACCAGUGUCAUGCCAGUUUACAUGUGAUGAUGGCUCAGAUUGUAUACCAGAGUCUUGGGUCUGUGAUCAAACUGCUGACUGUGUAGAUGGCAGUGAUGAAAAAGAGUCAAAAUGUAACAAAAGAACAAGAAGGUCCACAGACGACAAUGAUUUAGAUAAUUCCCUUGAUCAUUCAUUUCGACCAAUCAUCAUUCUACACAAUGUCCAGGAUCUGUUGCCAUGUCAACCAAAUUAUAUGCGCUGUCCGCAAGAAGAAGUAUGCAUUCCAGUUUAUAAAUUCUGUGAUAGAUAUAACGACUGUCCCAUUCAUAAAGGGGACGAAGGAUCAUUUUGUACACAAAUCAAACCAAAUCCCUGUGAUAAGUUAAAUUGUUCCGACUGCCAAAUUAGUCAAUCAUCUUAUGAAUAUGAUCAACCAUCAACUAAAUGCUGCCAAGUUGUUCCCAAGAAUGGACAUCCUGUACCUGUGUGUUUCUGUGAAGACUCUAAAGCCGUACAAAAUUCUACAUGUGUUGAUUUCAAUGAAUGUGACUAUCCUGGCUAUUGUGACCAAGGAUGUCAACAUAAAAAUGAGGCCUACUUGUGUAGCUGUGCCAAUGGUUACAAACAAGAUAAAAUUGGACAGUGUCAUGCAUUAAAUGAGCCCAGUGGACUGGUACCUACCUUACUGAUAGCAGAUUUUAGAAGUAUGAAACAGUUACAAAUGAAUGGAUCGAGAGGACGAUUACCUCUAUUUCCAGGAGAAAACAUAGUGGCUGUUGAUUUUGAUCAUCGGAAACAAGAGGCCUGUUGGCUUGCUUUGGAUAUAACCACCAUUAAUUAUCAAAUGAGAUGUGCUAACCUGCUCACUCAAGUUAUCACAACAAUGGACACCACAGAAGUACCAUAUGGAAUGGUAAAGCAGAUAGCAAAAGACUGGAUAACUGGGAACUGGUAUUUUAUGGACACAGUCAAUGGACAGAUCAUUUUGUGUAAUUCUGCCUGUCGAUUCUGUCGUAGUAUUAUCCAAACUGGUUCUGACAAACCAGCAGCCAUGGUCAUAGAUCCAACUCAAGGAUUCAUAUUUUAUGCCCAAUAUGAUGACAGCCUUGGCAGUUCGACUAUUAUUAGAACCAAAUUAGACGGAAGUAAUCAAACUACAAUAGCUGACAGUAAACUAGUUAAAGUGACCAGUAUGACCAUAGAUUAUGCCAACCAGCACCUCUACGUAGUGGAACAAGAUGUUAUUUAUAGGAUGAACUAUGAUGGGAUGAUGAGAUAUAAGAUAUUCACAAAUCUUCGUGUCAGGAAAUUAGAAGAUAGAAUUCAUGAUUUAUCAAGCAUAUCACUACUAGAAAACUACCUCUAUGUGACAACUCUCGAUGAGCCAAAACGACUUGUUAAAAUCCAUCGCUUUGACUACUCUGUUGCUGCUAUGGAGAUAAAGAAUGACCUUGAACAACCACAUCAAGUUCAUGUAUAUCAUCGUCAAAGGCAACCAGAUCUACCAAAGGGAUUAACGAACCCAUGUUUACCUGAUAAAUGUGAUCAUCUGUGUGUCUUGGAUUGGAACAACGAAGCUGUGUCAGCCAAAUGUUUAUGUGAAGCAGGAUACAAAAUGGAUGACAAAGGAAAAUGCAUAUAUGACAAAGACUGUAAAGGACAAACUGAUCCAAGUUGUAUUGUUUCUGAGAACUGUUCUGAGGAACAAGUCCGUUGUCCAGGAGGGAGAUGUAUACCUAAGAGUUGGUGGUGUGAUGGACAGGGAGACUGUGAAGGGGAUGGAGAUGAGGCAUAUUGUGACAAUACAAUGUGUAGCAUUACACAAUAUACCUGUGAUGAUGGACAAUGCAUUGACCUAGAAUAUAAAUGCAAUGGAAUGAAUGAAUGUAGAGAUGAAUCAGAUGAGUGGGGAUGUCCCAGUUUUUGUGAUGUAGAUACCGAGUUCCAGUGUUAUAAUGACACCAAGUGUUUACCCAUAAUAUUCAGAUGUGAUGGGGAGGCAGAUUGUGAAUAUGGAGAUGAUGAAAAAAACUGUAGAGAUCUUCCUAUUCCAGUGGGCUCCUGUAAUGAUGAAGAUGAAUUUAGAUGUUCUGAUGGGAUGUGUUUACCAGCGAAGUAUAAGUGUGAUGGAGACCAAGAUUGUGCUGAUGAAUCUGAUGAGCUAAACUGUCAUAAUGUUACAGUUCAAUGUCUUGAUCGUAUUGAAUGGAAAUGUGAAAAAGACCACAAAUGUAUACCUAUAGCUUGGAAAUGUGAUAAGGAAGUUGAUUGUCCUGAUAGCUCUGACGAAAAACAUUGUGAUGUUGAAUGUGAUUAUCCUAGCUACAAAUGUCCAGAAGAGUCCAACCCUCCAAUCUGUCUGAACCCAUUUCAACUAUGUGAUGAUAAACCAGACUGUAAAGACAAAAGUGAUGAGGGUAACCAUUGUACUAAUGCUACACUGUGUGAAAAUUCUGGUUGUACUAACUGCUCCAAGACGCCAUGGGGACCAAUGUGUGUGUGUGAGCCAGGGCAAACAUUGAGCUCAGACAAUAAAACUUGCAAAGCACUUGUAACCAGUAAAUGUGCACAGUGGGGAGUUUGUGGACAGUUAUGUACAGAGGACCAGGAACAGGGCCGUUCAGGAAAAGGAUAUCACUGCCAUUGUUCUCCUGGUUUCAUUUUGGAGAAAGAUGAUUACACCUGUAAACCAGCAAAAGAAACUGUAUACAUCAUAUUCUCGAACAGACAUGAGAUGAGACGAGUGGAUCUUGAUAAUUUCAAUUAUGCGUCAUUAGUAUCAGGGUUGCGGAACACAAUUGCUCUAGAUUUCUACUACGCUGAAGGUUGGAUUUUCUGGACUGAUGUGGUAGAUGACAAAAUAUUUAGAGGGAAAAUUUUAUCCAACAGUUUUACACAGAUCAAACCAAUCAUAGAUGUUGGCUUGGCCACAACAGAGGGUCUAGCUGUAGACUGGAUUGGAAAGAAUAUCUACUGGGUCGAGAGUAACUUGGACCAAAUAGAAGUAGCAAAACUUGAUGGGUCCAACAGAACUACUCUAAUUGCAGGAAAUAUGAUAAGUCCCAGGGCUAUUGUAUUGGACCCUAGAGUUGGGUCAUUGUUUUGGACAGAUUGGGAUGCCAAAUUCCCAAGGAUAGAAACCUGUUCUAUGGCUGGAGAGAAAAGACGAACAAUUUUCAAUAUCUCUGGUAUUACAGGAGGGGGAUGGCCCAACGGGUUAGCCAUUGAUUACGACUUCAAAAGAUUAUACUGGAUUGAUGCUAGGUCUGACUCCAUCCAUACGAUAGAUUAUAUUGGAGCUGAUCACAGAUUGAUAUUAAAACAUCACGAGGGAAUGAGACAUCCAUUUGCAUUGACACUAUUUGGGAAUUAUGUGUAUUGGACAGAUUGGGGAACUAACUCACUAAUGAGGGCUAACAAAUUCGAUGGAUCAAAUGUGACCACCAUUCAACAAACUAUGACACAGCCUUUUGACCUUCAAGUCUACCAUCCUUUACGUCAACCUUCAAUGCCGAAUCCAUGUGAAAAUAAUGGCAACUGUUCUCAUCUAUGUUUGAUUGGCUACCACCAGGUUGCCAAAUGUCUCUGCCCUCAUCUGAAAAAGCUAAGCAGCGAUGGCAAGUCAUGUAUAGCUGAUAACAAGUUUUUACUGUUCGUAAGAAGUAGCAUUAUCCGUGGUGUGGAUCUGGCUAAUGCUAACUUCAGCGUCAUACCAACAAUUACUGUUCCACAUGUGGAUAGGCCUACAGCUGUGGAUUACGAUGCUAAGGAAGGAAAACUUUACUGGGCCGACAGAAAUUUAAAUGUCAUCAAUAGUGCUAAAAAUGAUGGAUCUAAUGUGGAGACCAUUAUUGAUUCAGGUAUUUCCAACCCAGAAGGAUUUGCAAUUGAUUGGAUGUCGGGGAACAUGUACUUUUCAUCCUUUGCCUAUGGUGGCAACAAGGCAAGCAUUUCUGUUGCCAAGCUAGAUGGAGCCUAUCGUGCUGGAGUUGUGCUGACUGGUCUUACCAAACCUAACUCCUUAGUAGUAUUUCCAAGCCAAGGAUUGAUGUUCUGGUCAGAUGUCGGAAAUGAAUCAAACCAUGCUAUUUAUAGAUCCAAGAUGGAUGGAAGUGAUGUUACAACUAUUAUAAACGACCUCCAAAUGCCAGCAAGUUUAAAGUUAGAUGUAAAGACAAAACGACUGUAUUGGGUUAACAGGGGCAACAACUCUAUCAUGACUUGUGAUAUAGAUGGCAUGGAAUGUCGUGUGAUAAAAAACACCAAAAUAACCAAACCAUUAGCCUUGACCUUGACAGCAGACGGAAGGUUAUAUGUUGCUAAUGACGAUGAAAUUAUAUCCAUGACAACAACAGGGGAUAAUUAUCUAUUGUUACGAGACAAAACUCCAGAAAUAGAAGCAAUGCAGGUGUAUGACAUGGAUAUGAGAAAAGAUGGAAUAAACAAUUGUACAAACGACAAUGGAGGCUGUUCACAAUUAUGUUUACCAACAGGACCUGGCAGCCAUGUUUGUAAAUGUACUGCUGGAUUCAGACUGAUCAAUGGCACAAACUGUACAGGAAUAGAGUCUUUCCUGAUGUAUGCCACAGAAACAGAGAUACAUGGUAUACAGUUUAAUGACGAAGAGACAGCGGAGGCAUUACCACUCAUUUCUAAAAUAUCUAUGGCCAAAGCUAUUGACUUCCAUGCUGACGGUGACCAUAUAUACUGGAUGGAUAGUAAGACACAAUCGAUAUCUCGUAUCAAACGUGACUUAAUGGAGCGUAAAACAAUUGUUGACGAUGACAUGGGUUCUAUUGUGGAUAUUGCUGUUGAUUGGAUUGCAGGUAAUGUGUAUUGGGUGGAUGAAGGUCAUGAUGUCAUAGAAGUGGUCAAAUUAGACAGUAAUUUACGUUAUGUCAUUGUUCACGGAGAGAGAGAAAAUCCAAAGGAGAUUGUCAUUGAUCCUGUGAAUGGGUAUAUAUACUGGAUAAACUAUGCUGAUCAGAAAUAUUCAAUUAAGCAAGGUCGAAUGGAUGGCUCACAGCAAAAGGAGUUAGUGAUUACAUCAAAAAUGGAACCUAAACAUUUAACAAUAGACUACCAUGAUAAUUGUCUGUAUUGGUGGGAUGCUGUCAGUACAAGAAUCAUUAUAUACAAUAUCAACAGUGUAAAACUGGAUAACUCAAGUUUGCCAAAAGUAGAUUCUUGUGUUGGAUUAACUGUGUAUCAGGAGCAUAUUUAUUGGGCUCAACUAGUAAACAAAAAUAGUACAAUUAAAUUUGCUGACAAGCAUGAUGGAAGUGAUGUGCAAAUACUGCGAGAGAACUUGGGUUUACAGAUCACAGACAUUAAAGCAUUUGAUAAAAGUCUACAGGGACCUUCAGAGUCAAAUACUUGUAGUAGUGGUCUGAAUGGAAGUUGCCAACAGCUGUGUUUCUAUACUGGUGGGAGUACGCCAUCAUGUGCCUGUUCUUAUAGCAAACUGGCAAAAGAUGGCAGGACUUGUGAGGAUCAUGAUGCGUUUUUGCUGUAUUCUAAAGUGACAUCUAUUGAGAGUACACACAUGGAUGGUGGUAUUCAGAGACCACUGUGGAAGAUUGAAAACGAAAAUCAUAUGAAAAAUGUUAUUGGCAUGACUGUUGAUGUGGUCAAUAAAAGAUUAUUCUUCAGUGAUAUUCAACGUGGAGAUAUUCAAUAUGUUCAUUUUAAUGGCACAGAAUUUACUGUUGUAGUCGAUUCCGUCGGCUCAGCUGAAGGAUUGGCAUACAUGCAUGAUGAAGAUAGACCAUACUUGUAUUACACAAGUUACACAAACUCAUCUAUUUGUCGUGUACCAUUAAUUAGUAACGGAACCAAGGCAGGCCCUGUACAGCCUGUUGUACAACUAGGAGCUAGUGAUCACCCUAGGGCCAUUGUACUGGACGAAUGCACAAGGAGGAUGUUUUGGACAAAUUGGAAUGACUUGUCGCCAAGGAUACAAAGAUCAACAAUGGAUGGGUGGGAUGUGGUAUCAAUAAUAACAGAGGAUAUCAGAACACCAAAUGGUUUAGCCAUAGACCACAAAGCACAGCGCCUGUACUGGUCUGAUGCAAGAUUAGAUAAAAUUGAGAGAUCUGAUUUUGAUGGAAAAAAUCGUGAGGUGAUAAUUACCACACUCCCCCAGCAUUCCUUUGGUCUGACCAUCUAUGGAGAUUAUAUAUAUUGGACUGACUGGAUGUUGAGAGCUGUUGCCAGAGUGAAUAAGUAUGAUGGGAACAUCCAUUCUGUGCUACGUGACAAGUUAGACAGACAGCCAAUGGGACUCGCUGUCUAUGCUAAAGAUGCAGAAGUUUGUUCACAAAAUCCAUGUUAUGAGAAUGCUUUUGGAUGUUCUGAUCUUUGUCAUGUGAAAGAAAAUGGCCAAGCACACUGUACCUGUAGUGAUGCUAAAAAUGUACUGCUGCCUGAUGGGAAAACUUGUGUAUCAAAAGAUGCCAGAUGUUCAAAGACAGAUUUUGUGUGCCACGACAAACAAAAGUGUAUACCCAAAAGUGCUCUAUGUGACAAUGUUACCAAUUGUUUAGAUGGUAGUGAUGAAUUUCCAACUGUUUGCAGUAAAAUGCAAUGUCCACCAGGAACAUUCAAAUGUGACAAUGACAAAUGUUUGGGACUCAAGCUUAGAUGCAAUGGUAUCAAUGAAUGUGGGGAUUAUUCUGAUGAGGUCAACUGUACAUGUGACACCGAGACAGAGUUCAUGUGCAAUGACAGAGCGUGUAUUCAAAAGUCAUUUGUCUGCGACAGAGAUAAAGAUUGCAGUGAUCACUCAGAUGAAAUUAAUUGUAAUUUGACAUGUGACAUUGAUUCGUUCGGUGACACAAAGGAGACCGUGGUACCAUGUAAUACAACAUCUCAGUGUAUAUUACAUAGCUGGAUCUGUGAUGGCACCAUUGACUGUUGGGACAGCAAUGAUGAGAAAAACUGUCCUGCAAGUGAAGAUUGUCCUGCUGGUAAAUUCCGUUGUGACAGCGGCAGUUGUAUACCAAACAGUUGGAUGUGUGACACAGACAAUGAUUGUGGAGAUAACUCUGAUGAGAAAGGCUGCAAUGUAACCUGUGGUGAAUUGUUUGAAUGUAAAGACGGAACAUGCCUACCUAAAUCCUGGGAAUGUGACGGACAUCCAGAUUGUCCAGAUAAAAGUGAUGAAACUAAUGGAUGUCUUACACCAAACAGAACAUGUAAAACAGAUGAAUUCAGAUGCCACAAUGGUCGUUGUAUAUCUCAAACAUGGACCUGUGAUGGAGACUCUGACUGUCCAGACGGCGAGGAUGAGAAAGCUAAUUGUUCCUCUGUUUCAUGUGAAGCCAAAGAAUUCCGUUGUAACAACAACAAUUGUAUAAGGGAUAUAUUUUUCUGUGACCAUGACGAUGACUGCGGAGACAAUAGUGAUGAACCAGCAUCUUGUCCGUAUAAUAAGUGUAACACAUCUGAUGUAUUUGAUUGUGGAGACAACACAUGCAUUGACAAGAAACUGCGUUGUAAUGGCUACCCUGAUUGUUCAAACCGUGAGGACGAAGAGAAUUGUCCUACAUUUGAACCAAACAAGUGUGAGAAUGGAACAUUCCUCUGUAAGAAUGGCGACUGUAUCCAUGACGAUCUUGUUUGUAAUGGGAACAAUGACUGUGGUGACUCGUCAGAUGAAUCAGAACAAUGCUUUGUCAAUGAAUGUCAGUUUCCACAUCCUGUCUGCAGUCAUAAAUGUGUAGACACCAAGAUAGGGUACCAGUGUACAUGUCCUCCUGGUUACAUACUGAAAGAUCAUCAUAUAUGUGAAGAUAUAGAUGAAUGUAGGAAGGAAUACCCUUGCUCACAUUUCUGUGUGAAUGAAGAAGGCUCAUACCGUUGUUACUGUGCUGAUGGCUAUGCAUUGGAACCUGAUAAACGAACAUGCAAAAUUCUUAAUAAUGAAAAUCGGCCAUUUUUAAUAGUUGCCAACAGAAACCAGAUUUUGAAUAUGUCAUUUAGUGGCAGUUAUCAGAAAAUAAUUGUUAGUGACACAGAGAACGCUGUAGCUGUUGAUUAUGAUUUUAGAAGUAAAACAAUUUACUGGACAGACAUCACCAGUAAAAACAGCUGGAUACGACGACUUGACUUAAGCAGUGAUGAUAAUAAGAUUGAAACAUUGCAUGAUGCCAGACAUGUGAAGAAUCCAGAUGGACUGGCUGUAGACUGGGUAGGACAAAACUUGUUCUGGUGUGACAAGACUGCUGAUACAAUAGAAGUCUCCCGUCUGGACGGCAGCUAUCGUAAAAUCCUGAUAGAAGAUGGACUACAAGAGCCGAGAGGUCUGGAGGUGCACCCAUUACGAGGAUACUUAUUUUACACAGACUGGGGAGAUCAGCCACACAUAUCGAGAGCACACAUGGACGGAACUCACAUUGAACGAAUUAUUACCCAGAACCUGGCAUGGCCCAAUGGAUUGACGAUUGAUUAUGUGACGGAGAAAAUAUUCUGGUCCGAUGCAAGUUUGGACUAUAUAAGUAUGGCGGAUCUUGAUGGCAGUAACCAGUUUGUCGUGAUCAAUAAAAAUUUGCCUCAUACCUUUGCUCUAACGACAUUCACGGACUACAUAUUUUGGACUGAUUGGGAAUCAAAGAGUAUUAACAGAGCUCACAAGUUUUCUGGAGAAAAUCGUACAACGAUUGUUAAAACUUCACACAGACCUAUGGAUAUACAGGUCUAUCAUAAAAUGAGACAGACAGAAGCACAUUUUAAUCCAUGUCGUGUCAGAAAUGGUGGCUGUUCACAUUUGUGUCUUCUUAAACCAUUCAUGGUGUCAUCAUUCAGAACAUCAACAUUUUUCCGAUCGAUAACCAGGGUAUGUGGUUGUCCAGAAAACUACAAGCUUGAUGGUAGUUACAACUGUGUACCAACUUGCAAUGAGCCAUUCCAUUUUGAAUGUAAAGAAAGUUCCAAGUGUAUACCAUCAUGGUGGAAAUGUGACAAUUACACAGACUGUGCGGGAGGAGAAGAUGAAAUUAAUUGUACACAGCCCUAUUACUGUCCACAGAGAGGCUAUUUCCAGUGUAAAGGUGCCGUAGAUAAAACUGGUUGUUUGCCGCCAGUGGAUAUCUGUAAUGGUAAUGCAGAAUGCAAGGAUAAAUCUGACGAAGAACAGUGUGAUAAGUAUGACUGUUUAAAGGGUUAUGUAAAAUGUCAGAAAGAGAACAAGUGUAUACCACUGACACAUGUAUGUGAUGGGAACCAACACUGUAAAGAUGGACAGGACGAACAUAACUGUACUGCAAAGGAUUGUAAUGAGGAUCAAUUCAAAUGUGAUGGCAACCGAUGUGUUCCAUUCAUGUGGAGAUGUGAUCAUGACAAGGAUUGUUUAGAUGGUAAAGAUGAGCCGCCUGACACAGUAUGUAAGAAUACCACAUGUCCAAAAGAUUUCUUCAAGUGUACGUCAGGACGCUGUAUCCCUGAAUCAUGGAAGUGUGAUGGGGAUAUCGAUUGUAGUCUCACAGACAAUAGUGAUGAAAAAGAUUGUGCAAAUAGAUCUUGCAGUGCCAACCAGUUUAAGUGUGAUGACAACAAUUGUAUACCUCAAGGCUGGAAGUGUGAUUACGACAAAGAUUGUAAAGAUGGGAGUGAUGAAAAAAACUGUGAACAUGUAUAUGCCAAUUGUACCAGUGAACAGUUCUCAUGUUCUUCAAACAAGAAGUGUAUUCCAAAAUCAUGGCAGUGUAAUGGAGAAGUUAACUGUGUAGAUGGCAGUGAUGAAAGUGGCUGUGGAAACAGUACUCAGUGCGGUGAUGAUCAGUUUAAUUGUCAGACCAUGUGUAUACCUAAAGUUUGGCAGUGUGAUGGAGAUAUUGACUGUUCCAAUGGCAAUGACGAAAAGGAGUGCAAAAAUCCAGACCAGUGUGAACAGGGACAAUUCCAGUGUAAAAACAAAGUGUGUGUUCCUGGACUGUGGAGGUGUGAUACAGAAGAUGAUUGCCAUGACAACAGUGAUGAAGAUUCCUCCAUGUGCAAAGACUACACAUGCCCACCUGGAAGAUUCCGAUGUAAAAAUCAUAAGUGUAUUUUCAGCGACAAAAGGUGUGAUGGGACAGACCAAUGUGGAGACAACUCUGAUGAGGAAAAUUGUUUUUUUGACAGUGUGUGUACAGGACAGAGCUUCCAGUGUGACAGUUCUAAGACAUGCAUUCCUAUGGACAAAGUUUGUGAUGGAAAGAUUGAUUGCAUCAAGGAUGCCUCAGAUGAAAAGCCAGCUAUCUGCAAAAAUAUGGCGCCAUGCAGUGAUGAAUUAAGAAGAAACAGCAGUAUUUGUCAACAGAAAUGUAUUAGUCUACCUUAUAAGGCGGGUGCUUACAAGUGUGCUUGUAAAGAAGGAUAUACAUUAAUGGAAGAUGGUUUCCAUUGCCAAGUACAAGAUUUGUGUAAGAAGUGGGGCACAUGUCCACAGCUCUGUAGUCCAAAACAUAUGAUGGAGGCUUCUGCGGGAGUCCAUUGCUCUUGUGAGGAUGGUUAUGAAAAGAAAACUACAUUUGAUGGCACCUUGUCAUGUAUAGCUAAAGGUCCACAGCCAUUAAUAUUAGUUGCUAGAGAGAGUGUUAUUCUACAGUCAGACUUGUAUGGAAAGUCAGAAGAACAAACAAUUGGGAAGGAGAGUAGUGCCAAAAUAGCUAGCAUUGAUGCUGACAUGACAACUAGCCCUUGGUCAGUCUUUGUGGUCAGUCACUCUAACCACUCAAACCACUCUAUCAGUAAAAUGACAAUCCAAAGCACAAAGUCAGAGAAAGGGAAAGUGAAGAGAGCAGCAGUUCAACCAGUACCACAGGUUUUGCUCCACAAUCUUGGUAACCCUCAUGGUAUUGCAGUGAACUGGGUUGGCAAGCAUAUAUACUGGACUGAUUCUCACACAAGGAAAAUAGAAAUGGCAAAUUUUGAAGGCAAACAGCGUCGAUCUGUUAUUUCAUCUGCUUUGGAUCAGCCAUAUUCUAUUGUUGUACAUCCAGAAAAAGGGAAACUCUUUUGGACUGACAGGGGCUUUCCCCCUAAAAUAGAAAGUUCAAACUUAGAUGGAAGUGGUCGCAAGAUAGUUGUCAACGAAGAGAUAAUCUGGCCCAAUGGUCUAGCCAUAGACUACCCUAAUGGUAGAUUAUACUGGGCCGACACAAAGAAAAGGACUAUUGAGACAGUGGACUUAGAGGGAAAAGACAGACAUGUGGUCAUACAGUUCAACACUUCUACUGGGACACUGGCACCAUACAUGGUUGAUGUUUUUGAGGACUAUCUGUUUGUGAGUUUCUACCAUAACAGUACAGUGAUGAAAAUUAAGAAAUUCAGAACAAAUCCUCAUAGCCUUGAAGAUGGGCAUCCGUUAUUCAAGACAUUACUGUCUAUAGGAGACAUCCUGAUUCUGCAACCGAGCAAACAGAAAUUAAUUGACAACCACUGUAGUAUCACAGAGCUUCACUGUCCCUCGGCCAUGUGUAUUAAUAUGCCACAAGAAAGCACAAAGAAAUACAAAUGUGUGUGUCCAGAUGGCGCUCGCUACAUUGAUGAGAAAUGUGACUUUUCCACUUGUCUUCCUGGACACUGCUACAAUGGUGGAACUUGCAAUAUUUCUAACACUGGACCAAAGUGCAUCUGUCCACCGGGAUAUAACGGAACCAGGUGUAAUAACUAUAUAUGCAAUAACUACUGUCAAAAUGGAGGUCAGUGUAUGAUUCAUGAUGGAAAACCAAUAUGUAGAUGCCCAGAAAUGUUCUCAGGGGCAACAUGCAGUGAACACAAGAAUCCAUCUCUUUGCAAGGGUUUAUGUGAAAAUGGAGGCACAUGUAUAAUAAUGAAUGGCAGGAGAACAUGUAAAUGUCAAAAGGGAUUUACAGGUACGAGAUGUGAACAAUGCACUUCUCUCAUGUGUUAUAAUGGAGGAACCUGUCGCCAUAGUGACAGUAAUUCCCUGCAGCAAACUUGUGUUAAUGGAGAUUGUUAUAUUAAAAGUGCAGUUUACUGUGUUUGUCAAAGUGGGUACGAUCCAGACUCGCAAUGCUCGACUGCAUCUUGUAAGAACUAUACUUGUUCAGUAAAUCAAGUCUGUAAGCUAGACAAAGAGGGCCUACCACAGUGUGUUUGUAAAGAAGGUUACACUGGGGACAAGUGUGAUCCGCCUGUUGUUGAAUCUCAUUGUGAAAAAGGAUGUAAAAAUGGUGGUACUUGUAAACUGAAGACCAACUCAAUUGAUUAUGCAUGUUUAUGUCCUCCCCAUUAUGGAGGGACUUAUUGCCAGACUGCAGAGAGUAAAUGUGCUGGACACUGUUCCAACAAUGGAACAUGUCGACUAGUGAACGAUAGCCCUAAAUGCAGUUGUAAUGAGUACUUCACAGGAUCAAAGUGUGAAACUUGCCUCUGUCUGAAUAAUGGGAUCUGUAAAUCUGAUCAGAAUAAGUUCUACUGCUCUUGCCCAGGUAAUUACAGUGGUAAACUUUGCAAUGCAUCUGCCUGUGGUGAUUACUGUUUCAAUGAUGGCCAAUGUACAAAGUGUUCCAAAGAUAGUUCCACAGGGAGAUACAAAUGUUCAGCUUGCAGUUGUACAAAUGGAUUCGGAGGGGAGCGAUGUGAAACACAUGCUUCUGCACACAGCCAAGCACAGUCCAGUGAUAAGAAACAGAUGAUAACCAUUGUAGUACCUGUGGUCAUUGGUGUCGUCCUAAUCUUGGUCAUCUUAUUGAUCGUCAUUUUAUACAGGAGAAGAAGGGACCAGUUCAAGCAUCAAAGAAUGCACAAUUCUAACAUGGAGAUCAACAAUCCAAUCUAUAGACAACCAGUAGAUGGUGAAAUAGAAGGACAGGGAUCCGAAAUUGAACCAUUAGAUAUGGAGGGUGUAGAUCAUAAUACAAACUUUGCUAAUCCAAUGUAUGCAAGACUUUAUACUACAGACAGUACACAGGUGCUUCUACCAAAAGAUAGUGACAGUGAAGAGGCUUUAGAUAAAAAUGGAGAUCUGAACUUUUAUGGGUCAAAGGGCAAUCCAAAGAAGUCAAACUUUUGAUAAUUGCCAUUAUCAUGAUUAUAAUUGACCAUUUCAGAAUCUAAAGGAUUAUGGGUAGUUUUCAUUGUUUAUACCCCAAAAUGAAAAUAACAAUAUGUGAUUGGUUGAAAUUCAAUGUUUUAGGACACUUUUAACCAAUCAUGAUGCUUAGGUGUACACUAUUGAAAAUAUUUCCCAGAAUGCAUUAGAUUCUGCAAUGGUGAAUUGUGUGUACAGAUGUAGUUCUUUCAUAUCAUUGCUCAGUUAUGAAUAUUUCCCAGAAUGCUUCAUUAUUUCCCCUUGAUUGGAUGUGAACUAAGUGACUACAUAAUUAAUGAAUGUAAUUUCUAAGAAAGAGGGUCAAAUUUGGUAGAAUUGCCUGAAAUCUAAUUGCUUAGCAAUUCAGUAAUAAUAUAUCCACAGACACAAUGUAUUUAUUUAACAAAUUCAUGUACAUGUGUAGUUCUAUUCUAGUUAAAGAAAAACUUUAUGAAAAAAUACACAAUUUUCAUUUAAAUAUCUGUUCAAUGAACUAACGGGGAUAAUUUGAUUAAAAUAUUUGCCUUACAUGUUUUUUUUUCAUAAAGAAUGAAAGCAAAAUUUAUCCCUCUGUACUCAAAAGUACUUUUAUUAAAUUCUAUGACUUAAAGAGUUAAAUUUAUGAAUCAUUCAUUAAAAUUCUUGACAUUGCUAACAGUAAUUAUCAAAGCCUUUCAAAGAAUUUUAAAGAACUGGGUCAGUUAAUUUAAAUAAAUAUCAUAUCCUUUUUUGGCAUUGAUAAAAAUAAAGGAUUUAUUUUAAGAAUGAAACAUACUUUUAUCUCUGAUACCAUUGUAAAUAAAGUCAUCAGAUUGCUUGAGAGAAACUUGCAGCCAUCAAGCAAACACCAUUUAGGGUGGGUGCAUCUUUGUGUUUGUGUGUGAAAUAAAUGACCUUCAGAUAUCAAGAGCUUUAUACAUGAUGAAUUUGAUUGGUUAGUGUAAAUGUGGUACCUAAAAUGAUUAGAUGCUAAUUCAGAAUAUUUGUUGAUAAUUUUUUUUAUUACAAAGCAUGUAAACACUGCAAUAUAAAUAUAUCUGUGUUUAAUAAUUUUCUGUAUUUUUGAGGAAUACAUUGUAGACUUUUAUUGCUGUUAUAUAAAUACUUUUCCGUCAAAAAAAAUUACAGUUUUUACCCAAUAUUAAGUGAAAUUUUCAUAUUUUCACUUGAAAAAAUCUUUUUUAGUGCUUAACUUGUGUAUUUUCUUACAGUGUUGGGAAGGCAGUUUUGUAUAACAUAUCAUUAUAAUUAAAACGUCCAAGUUUAAUCAGUUAUCCUUUUUAAAAAGGAAAUUGAUCUAUAUACAGUGUACAUUCAUUCAUUAAUACAUAAUUACAAACUUAUAUAUAUAUUCAUAUCUUUGACAUUAAAUGUCUGAAGAUUAGUUGCAUUGUAAACUCUAUUGUGCAGAGUUCACGAUCUACAGGGUUUUACAUCGGCCAUUGUUUUGUUUUUAUGUGUGAGAGUAGUAAGUGUAUAAUUGUGAGUAUAACUGCUGACCAAUAAGAUCUGGUGCUUAACUUUGACCUCUGACCUUCAAGGGCAAGGUCAUUUCAUUGUAAUUAUAGCUAUUUUUGAGGAUUCGUGAAUAAUGAAAUGAAUUGUUAUUAUUUGAUGUAUUUCCGUUUAUAUUUUAUUUAUACAUGUUUGUGCUUUCAUUUUACAUAAAUAUAAUUUUUCAUUUUGGUACUGUUAUAUAAAUUGUAUUUUUUAUACUUAGUUUUUAGAAAAUUCUAGUGUAUUUAUAUGUUUUAUGUGUAUUUUUUAUACUGAGCUUUGAGAAAAUCUAGUAUAAAAUCAAAAGCAAUUAUUGUAUAUAUUGAUACGAAUAAUUUCCACCUAUCUUAUUAAAAGGGUUUUCACGUAGCAAGGUUUUUUACAGUAAUUAAUAUGCUUCAUAAGAAAUGUAUAUCUGCUUGGUGUCACACUAUCUUAUCUAUUAAAUACAGAACUAAAGCCUAUUAGAGGUACAUCAACUACUCCUUUUAAGUACUGUUUUGCUCGUUUGUAUCUCAUCGUACUAUCUUUUGUAUACUGGACAAAGGCCCACUACAGGUAUGUUUUUAAAUAUUUGUUGAUGAUAACCAAGUUCUCUAAUUCAAAUUGGAACAUAUUGCCAAAAGUUUAAGUAAGUUUCCUUAAGCAAUUUAUUUUAUCCAUUCUGGAGUGUUUAGUAGUGUCAUUAGUUCAGCUGUUUUAAAUUCUACUCUGAUAAAAUAGGUUUGUCUUCAUGAUUGAAGGUGCAAUCUUUAAUCAAAAGUUGAACCAUUGACGUUGAAUUUCAUACAAUCUUCUUGUUUCCAUUAGGAAUCUUUAAAGGAAUACAUUUUAUGCCCCACUAAGGGCAAUAAAUUUUUUUUUCUUGGCCCACUUCAGUUUAAAGAUUUUGGUCAAGUUUUUAAUCAAGGUAGUUUUGAUGAAGUUGAAGUCCAAUCAGCUUGAAACUUAGAACAUGUCUUCCCUAUGAUAUGAUUUUUAUACUAAUUUGAAUGCUAAAUACGAGUUUUGACCCCAAUAUCUUGGUUCACCGAAAAUAAAAAAAUGCUAAGUAUGGUUGGGGCAUCUUUGUACUAUGAACAUGUUCUUGUACGGUUUUUGAUGGGUAUUCAAUUGAAGAUUUAAGCAGUUAAUAGGUUUAUCUGGUCAAAUAUAAUCUGAUAUAGAGGGAAAACUCUCAAACUUUUCAUUCGUUAUACUGUGGAUUCAUUUUAUUUUUAUGGGUACAAAUUUCCGUGGACUAAGGAAAAUAUGCAUUUUCUUGGAUAUCUAAUUUCAUUGCUUUAGCAAAGUCUGCAAUGAAGACUUUGGGACAUUUGUAAUUGGUUUAAGGAGGUAGACCUAGGUUAAGGGAAAUAACUCUAAAAAUCAUCAGUACGUUUGUGUCAACCAUUUUCAUAAAUAUAUUCUAAGCUUCUAGGUUAUUUCCAAUCUGUUUCAGGUAAAUGCUUAAAACGCAUUGAUGAUACUUGACUUUUACAAAAACAUACCUGAUUUAUAGAGUUAUCUCCCUGAACCAAGGUCUCCCCUCUUUAAUUCAUGGUUCUACUUUACUUAAGAAAUCCAAGAAAAUUUGUAUCCAAUGAAUAAUAAUGAAUCAACAGUACUAUAAAUAUUUUUUAUGAUAAGAAAUUUAUGUGUUGUGAUAUAAAGGUUGUGCUUUGUUUUAACAUUCCAGUAAUUUUAGUUGUAUUAUGUGAUAUUGUUGUAUAUCAUUGUACACAGAGAUGUUGUGGUUAUUGUGUUUAUUACAGCUGAUUUCCUUAUGCUUGCAAAGUAAAAGUUUAGUUGGCUUGCUUGCUUGUGUGUAUAAUUGUUUAUACAAGCUUUGUAAAUAAGAUUGACAUCUUUAAAUCAAUAUAUAUAGGCAUAGUUUAACCAGUAUAUAUUAUAUUUGAAUUUAAUUGGAUGUUAUCCUAAUGAUUUUACAAUAUACAAACAAAACAAGUAAGCUAACCAAAGUUUUGUUCUACAUGCAUUAGGAAAUUAGCUGUAAACAAAUCCCUCCGUUAUUCUACUUUAUUAACAAUUUGCUAUAGUUAAGUUUUUUUCUGCAAACACUUUCAUCUUUUACAAAAUGUUUUGAUCAACCCAAGUUUCAAACAUUUCAUAUGCAUGUUGUUGAGUUUCUUGUGUAAACUCUUUCAUCUUUUACAAACUGUUUUAAUCAACCCAAAUUUCAGUUUCGAACAUUUGCUUUAAUAAAGUUUUUUUCUGCCAACUUUUUCAUCUUUUUCAAACUGUUUUAGCUAACCCAAAUUUCAAACAUUUGCUAUAGUUAAGAUUUUUUUGGCAAACAUUUUCAUCUCUGACAAACUGUUUUUAAGUUAUCCCAAGUUUCAAACUUGAAUUAUAUUAUAUAUGCCUUUUGUAAAUUUUGGUAUUUGGUUGAAUAUAUUAGGUGUAAGACUAUUAAGCUUUACCUUUUAUUUUCUAUUGCUUGUCCACAGCAAACUGUGAUGAAUAAUUAUGAAAUGCCAAAUCUUUAAAAAUCAAAAGCAUUAUAUUUUGUACCAGUUAUAUGAAAAUUGUUGUUUUUAAUUUUCUUUGUAUAAAAAUGGGUUUAUGAAACAAAAUAUUUUCAACUUUAUCUAUUUUUUAUAUUAAAAUAAUAUAUUUUGGCACAAGUGAACAGAUUAGUUUAGAAAAUGGCCAAAAAAAGACAUUAUUUACAAUUUUAUUUUGUUUGUGUGAUAAAUGAUAUUCAAUUCUGUAAGGAAAUGUCAAAAAUUAUUUUAAAUAAUUAUGUAUUAAAAAUGAAAGUUAUUUUGUUUCAUCAACACAUUUUACAUAUAAGAAAAUCGAUCAAGUUCUUUUAUAGUAUCAUUACCAAAGAAAACUGAUCUUCCAUAGAGUAGAAGGUAUGAUAUCGUUGUUGAUGGUAUUAAAUGUUUAAAGUUCUUAAUUCAGUUUUUUUAUAUUUAUAGCUUUUAAUAAGAAAAAAAACGUUUAAAUGUCUCCCUGUUAGAAGAUAGGUUUGAAAUAAUAAGCACAUUUGCUGCAAAUACUAAACAGAUAGUACAAAUUUUCUAAUAACACAUAAUUGUCAAAGUAAAUUUUUGAGGUAAUUGCAUACCUGAAAAUUAAGAUAAUUGUUGCUGCAAAUAUAAUCUGUAAUGUUUUUAGCAUUUGUCAGAACAAAUAACAGAUCUGCCAAAAGUUGUGGAAACAUACUAUUUUGUCCACUUCUAUGUAAUAUGAUACUUAAGUAAAGAUAAUUUUCAAAUGUUUCAGGUAUGUUUCUUUUCUUUUUAUCUACACACACACAUUGUUAUAAUAUUUUAUCAAGUGUUAAUCGAGUGUGUUUUAAGAAAAAAAUAUGUGAUGCAUCAUUUACAGUAUUUUAAGUAUACUGAGUUCUUCAUGACUUUCAACCAACUUGUUUUCUAAGAUUUUUUGGUGAAAUGGAUCACUGUUUCCUAGGUCUUAGUGAAAGCAAUUUUUUUCUUAAUGCAUAUUUAAAAAGGUAGGGAUACGUCUUAUCAAGGAAAUAGAGUGUCCUGAUAGGGUAGGAGUUCUUUCAAUAUAAAUUAUCAGCACAUCAUUUUCCAUUCCGUCUCCAGACAUAUUGUAUAUUUAUCAUAGCUACUAAGAGACAAAAAUAAAGUCAUUAUAUAUA